GGAGUGGGCUGGCGCAUGUCCACUGGCUUGUCCUUGGGCGAGCAUGAAGGCCUCUCUGCCUUUGUCUGUGGUGUGGCGUGCCCAGUCAAAUUCCAUAAGGCUAAGAGGUGUACUGAAGCUGUGGCUGUGUGAGCUGUGGCUUCUGCUGAUGAGCUCAGGUUUGAACGCCAAACUUCCGCUUGAAGAGGAUGUAGACUUUAUCAAUGAAUAUGUGAAUCUCCAUAAUGAGCUCCGAGGCACUGUCUUCCCCCCAGGGGUUAACCUACGCUUCAUGACUUGGGACGUAGCUUUAUCGAGGACUGCUAGAGCAUGGGGUAAAAAAUGUGUGUUUGAGCGUAAUACUCAUCUAGAUAAAGUCCAUGAGUCCCAUCCAGUAUUUACUGACAUUGGUGAAAACAUGUGGGUUGGUCCUGAAAAGGACUUUACUGCAACCAAUGCUAUCAGAAGUUGGCACGAAGAAAGGAAGAGUUACAAUUACGUCAAUGACACUUGCAUCGAGGACGAGGACUGCUCUCAUUAUAUUCAGCUUGUGUGGGACCACUCCUACAAAGUCGGUUGCGCUGUUACUCCAUGUGCAAAGGUUGGAGCUAUCACAUACGCAGCACUUUUCAUAUGUAACUAUGCACCAGGAGGAACACUGACAAGGAGGCCUUAUCAGGCAGGGCAGUUUUGUUCUCGGUGCACUAAUGAAGAAAAAUGCAUAGACUUCCUCUGCGGUAAUGCAGACCGUGAUGAAGCUGCGUACUACCAAUUCUGGUACCCACCUUGGGAAACGCCCCGCCCACUUGUGUGUAAUCGACUGUGCUUCUUUGUCCUCUUCAUGAGACUGGCAUCUUUGGGACUAUGUGUCAUCAUCGUUAUGAUAAUACAGAACCGGUUUCCAGUUGUCUUAACGGAAUCUCCGAUGAUAAUGUCAGUAGAGGAGGGCGUGAACACUGAAGAUGAAAUAGUGGUGGAGGAGGGAGAAGAAGAGAUUCAGGAAGAGGAAGAUGAACAAUAGGAAGACAAUAACCCCGGAGGAAGGAGAGGAAGAGACACAGGAAGAAGAUAACCCAAUAGAAGCCAAACCCCCGUAGGAAAAGAAAAAUCCCAAAACACUGAAAAAUAGAAUGCUGAACUUUAAGAACAAAAAAUAUAAACCGCAAAUUAUAAUAUUUCUCAUUCCUUUUCUAUACUUAUCUAACAAAUUUAAAUUGGAAAACAAAAAUGGUGUGAAUACAAGACUUGCAUUGCACAGAAAAUAUUAAGCUCUUAAAGACCCAGAUAAUAGCAAAAACAACAACAACCAAAAAAGUCUUAAAAUGUUAUUAUGGUAUCUGAUAAAAACAAGAAAUAAUUCAUAUUUCUAUCUCUGUGUAAAGUUUUUAUAUGGGUUUAAAAGUAUCUAAAGUAUUACGUUAAAUGAACUUGUUCACACAAGACACUAAGGAUCACUCUGAGUUUAGAAUAGGCAUUUGAUAAAUAUUAGCUUGUUUUUAUUAUUACUGUUAUAGUUGUCAGUAGUGGUUGUAAUUUCCAUGUCAUAUCAAAACACCAAAUGCUUUUUAUAUUUUAUGUAUAUUUGGAAAAUAGUUUACUUGAUGGUAAUCCCUAGUGUCAGAAGAUAAAUUGUAAAAUUUCUACUCCAUGGCCAGUAAUUUAUCAGACUUUCCAUAAUAUUUGUCAAGUAGGUCCAAGAAAUAAAAAGAAAAAUCAUUCAUUGUCAGUAAGCAAUACAGUUGCUACUACAUUUAUAUAACAGAGUUCAAGUUAUCACCUAUAUGUUUAUUACUCAGUAUGUUUAAUAGAAGUCGUGGGAAAAAUAAGUUGACAUACGAAUAGUAAUAUUGAUCAAUUCAUUGAAUAAAAUGUUAGCCUGGCAAAAUACACAAAA
This is a messenger RNA of Rattus norvegicus (Norway rat), 1873 nucleotides long. NCBI's taxonomy places the organism in Eukaryota, Metazoa, Chordata, Mammalia, Rodentia, Muridae. The record is from RefSeq and is a predicted model, not a curated record.